Dipodomys ordii (Ord's kangaroo rat) is the source of this 2802-nucleotide messenger RNA. RefSeq names its product protein phosphatase 1, regulatory subunit 3F (gene Ppp1r3f). The record is from RefSeq and is a predicted model, not a curated record. The coding region runs from base 225 to 1751 and encodes 508 amino acids. NCBI's taxonomy places the organism in Eukaryota, Metazoa, Chordata, Mammalia, Rodentia, Heteromyidae. The transcript is spliced from 6 exons.
GAUAGGAGGUGGGGUGAGGGAGUAGGAUUAAACAAGUUGAGAAAACACCCUCAGAGAAGGUUGCCUUUGACAAAGACUUGGGGGCGGCAAGGGAGGGAGCCAUGUAGAUACCUGUGGAACUCCAGAAGUAACAGCCAGUGGAAAGACUUUGAGAGACCUGAGGGAGAGAGCCACUGUGAGGGAUUGCUUCCCUCUUAAGGAUGCUGUGAAGGUUGGAUAACUGCAUGUUUAGAACUGCAGCAGAUGGGUGCAGUCUCUGCCUCCAGGGGCUCUGUGCAUUGCUGGGGAUUCAUGCAAGGUUAAGGAGAAGGCCUAAUGAGGAGGAACUGAGGAUGAAGAACAUGGAUGAUAAUACCUCUGCUGUGGAGUGUCUUGAUGCUCAAGAGUUAGUGGGUCCCCUGGUGGCCCCCACCCCACUUCGUCCAUGGCCCCAGAUGACACUUCAGGUUUCUGAAGUUCCUGGAACUGGCAACCCUUCAGGAGAAGGUGACAUCUCCAGAAGCAGUCUCCCAGUCAUUUUUACAGAGGUCCUCCAGGCACCAGCCAUCAGGAUUCCUCCCUCCACUCCUCUCUCUGGCCUGGGUGGCUCCCCUAGAGAUCAGGCCUCUGGGCCUGAUGCAAGUGAAGUGGCCACUGGGCCCUUCUUGGAGCCCAGCCAGCAACAGGUGGAGGCCUCUUGGGAAGUGUCAAGUGAGAGUGGAGGGGGUCAAAAGGACCUCAUGGUGGGAGCUGUUAUGGAUGAACCUGCUGGGGGUCUGGAGGUCCUGAGUGGGUUGGAGGAGCUGCUUGGCGAAGACACCAUUGAUCAGGAGCUGGAACAGCUCUAUCUGUCUCACCUGAGCCGCCUGCGGGCUGCUGUUGCUGCAGGUGCAGCAGGGGGUGGUGGGGAGGGCCCUACAGAUGGGGGGCUAUCCCCUAGCCAUCCCCUGGGCAUACUCACGGACCGAGACCUGAUCUUAAAGUGGCCUGGCCCUGAGCGGGCCCUGAACAGUGCCCUGGCCGAGGAGAUCACCUUGCACUACGCACGACUGGGGCGUGGUGUGGAGCUCAUCAAGGACACUGAGGACCCUGAUGAUGAGGGGGAGGGUGAUGAGGGGCUCGCCAUCACUCCCUCCAGUCCUGAAGGAGACAGCCCCAAGGAAUCGCCUCCGGAAAUCCUCUCUGGGGCCCGUGCUGUGGUAGCCACUAUGGGAGAUGUAUGGUUCCCUUGGGCAGAGGGUGCUGGAUGUGACAGCUCUGUGGUUUUGGGUACAGAAGGUCCAUUCCCUGGGGAUCCAGAGAAAGGAAUGGGCAAGGACAUCAACUCUCUAUACACAAAUAGAAUCCUAGGUGGGGUGACCAGGUCUUUGGGGGAGGCCGGAACAGAGGCCCAGAUGGAGGUCACCCCUGAGUGGGCAGGUGGCUCAGUUACAAUGUUCGGCAAGGAGCCAGAUGUUCCAGUCCUUCUGCAGGAGCAGAAUUCCACCUCUCUUUGUCCCAUGAGGGAUGAUGUCUAUCUUUCUAGUGUGGCAAGUUCUCCUGUGAUCUCCCAGGAUGAAGAAGGUGCAGACCCAAGUCUUGAGUCCCCAAAGAGGUCUCCCACCCCAGAAGCCCCUGCAGAAUGUGGGUGUGGAUUGUCUUCUCAGCUCUGGGGCCCCUUAACCCAGACUCUGGGAGUCCUGGCUGGGCUGGUGGUGGUCCCUGUGGCUCUGAACAGUGGUAUGUCCCUCCUGGUGCUUGUGCUGUGCCUCUCUCUGGCCUGGUUCUCGUAGGGGCUGCUUGUGGGAUCAGCAAUAACAGGCUCUCCCUCCCCCUACUCUUUGGGGUCUGGGGAGGGUCAGUCCCUCCACCCCCCCCAGAGGGUUGAGAUGACACAUAUGGCCUGUACAGUGAAGGACCUUGGUCCUCUGCUUCUAAGAAUGGUUGACUGGAGAGAGGCCUUCCCUUUCCUGUCUUGGAGCUCUCCAGGGAUGGUGGAAGGAGUGAGAACUUUUAGAAUGGAACCAGGCAUGUCCUCCCCACCCCCCCAUUCCCCUGAGCCUGUAUUUAUUUUUGUAUAAUUCUCUGGAUGAGGGAGAGUGGUCAUGAGCUGGUCUUGGGGCACAAUUACCCAGAGAUAUAUUUAUUAACAGCCAACCUGUGCAACCUGCUGGAGCUUUAUUUUUAAUUUAAUUUAUAUAGAGUACCUAUUAUUAUAUGCCACAAUAGAGCUCUAUGAGAAAUGACUUGUCUUGCUGUGCAGUAGUCUCCUGUUUGGGCCUGAGUGUAUAGGGUGGUCAUGUUCCACGGGGAAGAAGAUUGUGGGGAGUGGGGGGGGAGUAGACAUGGCCCUGCCUGUUGCUGCCUCUUAAAUGUGUCUUUGAGGAUCUGUUGUCUCCUCUCCUCAUGGUCCUAAUACAUGUGGUCUUGUAGUCUUUUUACAUUCUGCCUAUGGGAGCCUGCCUCUGUGUAUAUAGGUGGUGGUGGGAGCUAUGGAGGAAGAAUGGGGGCCACAUGAAGGUUUGGUGUCAGUAUGUGGCUUGAGUGGAGGUUGUUAUCAGUUGUGAAUGUGAAGACAUCGGUUACAAAUCAGCUAUAAGGUUUUGAGGUUUCAGAAAAGAAAAACCAACCCCAAACAGCCUUUGACACCAGCAGAGAGACCCUUCAAACCCCCAAGAUAGAGAAGGCCUCAGAAAAUACAGAGAAAUUAAUGUGCUGUGAAAAAUUUGUAUCACGAGUUGCUGACAGAUAUUGCAUUUCUACUCAAAACAGGAAACUCAGAUGUUUGAAAGAAAGGAUAGAUAUAUUUAUUGCAUGCAAAUAAAAAAUACUUUGCAUAGCAAA